UAUCGCGAUACUUGCGCGGCGGAGACGCCAUCCUGCCCGCCGGGGUUGCGUAGGUUGCUAACGCGCCGGCCGGCUGCGAGCGGGGAGCGGAGCCUUCCGGGCGGAGGCUCCUGCCGGGGCUCGUCGAGGAGCGCGUGAGGGUCCGCUGGGUUUGAUUGAAAGGAUGGACUGGAGUGGAAAACAUAAUGGGCCAAAUGAUACAGCUAAUGAUGGAACAGUAGUACGACUUCGAGGUCUGCCAUUUGGUUGCAGCAAAGAAGAGAUUGUUCAGUUUUUCCAAGGGUUGGAAAUCGUGCCAAAUGGGAUAACAUUGACGCUGGACUACCAGGGGAGAAGCACAGGGGAGGCCUUCGUGCAGUUUGCUUCAAAGGAGAUAGCAGAAAAUGCUCUGGGGAAACACAAGGAAAGAAUAGGGCACAGAUAUAUUGAAAUCUUCAAAAGUAGUAAGAGUGAAAUCAGAGGAUUCUAUGACCCACCAAGAAGAAUGAUGGGACAACAACGACCUGGACCAUAUGAUAGACCAUUAGGAGGAAGAGGGGGUUAUUAUGGAGCUGGGCGUGGAAGUAUGUAUGACAGAAUGCGUCGAGGAGGUGGUGGAUAUGACGGUGGAUACGGUGGCUUUGAUGAUUAUGGUGGCUAUAAUAACUAUGGCUAUGGAAAUGAUGGCUAUGAUGACAGAAUGAGAGAUGGGAGAGGGAUGGGAGGACAUGGCUAUGGUGGAGCUGGAGAUGCAGGUUCAGGUUUCCAUGGUGGUGGUCAUUUUGUUCACAUGAGAGGACUGCCUUUUCGAGCAACAGAAAAUGAUAUUGCUAAUUUUUUUUCACCGUUGAAUCCUAUAAGAGUUCACAUUGACAUUGGAGCAGACGGAAGAGCGACUGGAGAAGCAGAUGUGGAGUUUGUAACACAUGAGGAUGCAGUAGCUGCCAUGUCCAAGGAUAAAAAUCACAUGCAGCAUCGAUAUAUCGAGCUGUUCCUGAAUUCAACUGCUGGAGGUGGUUCUGGAAUGGGAGGCUAUGGCCGAGAUGGAAUGGAUCAAGGUUAUGGCGCAGUUGGUAGAAUGGGAAUGGGUAGCAAUUACAGUGGAGGGUACGGAACUCCUGAUGGCUUAGGUGGAUAUAGUCGUGGCAGCGGAAAUAGUGGAGGAUACUAUGGGCAAGGCAGUAUGGGUGGAGGAGGAUGGCGUGGAAUGUAUUGAAGGAUGGCCUUGCUUCUUCAAAAUACCCUGGAAGAAACAGUCUCUGGUCUACUAGACUUUCUUACAAAAUUUAAUUUCUUUUGUAUUUUAAGAACUUUAUAAUGACUGAAGGAAUGUGUUUUCACAAUAUUAUUUGGUAAGCAACAGAUUGUGAUGGGAAAAUCUGUUUUCUGUAGGUUUUAUUUGUUGCAUACUCUGACUUUAAAUAAAUUUUUAUAUUCAAACCACUGAUGUUGAUACUUUUUAUACUAGUUACUCCUAAGGAUGUAUUACAUAUUCAAGAAUACAGUUGGUUUAAGAUGUUGUACUACUCUUGGUUCAAUAAAGGUGGUUGUACUGUGACUCUUAAAAACACUGAUUUAGUUCUGUGUAAUCUUGGUGUAGUGAAUGAGUUGAAAACUUGACUUGUUUAAAGGAGAAAGGUAGUUGAAUAGAUUAGUUGAUUUGGUUACAACCUCUCCUAAAUUCUUUUGAUAAGUUGUGUGUAGUAACCUCCUAACACAGCAUUAAGUUAAAAAAAGGUAUGGAGACUAAAAGUUGUAGUUUCAGCUUCCUUUCUUUUAGUAUCGGAAUCUACUGUGAUCUUUAAACAUACAAGUACGUAAAUGGGUAGUGACCAAGUUCUGUGCAUCCACAAAACUGAGCAACAAUGUUAUAUUUUUCAGUUUGCUGUAGAAUUCUAGAAACUGCAUUUCACGUCUUCACAUUCAUAAAUGUGCAAAUCAGUUGCUUAUCAAUCAAACUAAAGCAUUAUUAGCACAGCUCAUCUUUUAGUUAGCAUAAAAUAGGUCAAGUACUAGUUAAUUUGAAAUGAUCUACUUGAUACUUCCUUUGAAAAAAGCACUGCUUCUGGGAAGAUUGGGGAAUUUCUAAGCAGGUUAGAUUAUUUUUUUCCCCUUUAUAAACCACUGUAUUUAAACAAUUUUCUCGCUCCACACAGCUGACAGUUUUCUUGGCAAGCUUUGAACAAAGCCAUUACAUGGGUGAGCAAGAAUGCCUCUAAAAUAAAAAUGGAUGUAAGCCUAAUACUAAAUAAUUAAAACAUGCAACCCAAAACACUGAUAAAGUUUUUGUGCAUUUAUGACAUGUAAGAUAUGUGAGAAAGACUGUUUGAAGACACUUAACAUACCUGCUGUGUAAUGAAAAAAGGUAUUUCAUAUUUAUUCUGAGCUGGUGUGAUCUCCCAAAUUAACUGCUUGUCCUCAAUGCCUCCUUGCAAUGUCAAAUGUGAUCCUGGGUACUAAAAGUCUGUCACCUGUUUUGCUAGUACUGUGUUAUAUAUGUAAUAAAUGUCUUACUGUGGGAGAGUAGAA
This is a messenger RNA of Rhea pennata, 2508 nucleotides long. It is a transcript of the gene HNRNPH3, whose product is annotated as heterogeneous nuclear ribonucleoprotein H3. The coding region runs from base 164 to 1195 and encodes 343 amino acids. The transcript is spliced from 10 exons. The record is from RefSeq and is a predicted model, not a curated record. NCBI's taxonomy places the organism in Eukaryota, Metazoa, Chordata, Aves, Rheiformes, Rheidae. Gene Ontology annotation, cellular component: ribonucleoprotein complex. Gene Ontology annotation, molecular function: RNA binding.